AUGGCCUGUAUUUUUGAAGGCCAUCCUGGUAGAGUUGAAUAUUUUGUGUCAGAGUGUAAUCAAAGUACUAAUAUAGUAAAACUUGAAUUAGCAAAGCUUAAAAUUGCGGAUAAAGAUAUAAUUCUUGAUUAUGAGCUUAAAAAUGAAAACAAGAAACAAUAUUAUAACUCUCUUAUUCGAAUAUGUGACAAAGCAUUAAUUUCUCGUAAUAGAUAUCAAAAACUGGCAGCUAUAGAUUCAAAUAUAGUUCAGGAAUAUUUACUUGACAACAAC
Molecule: messenger RNA, 273 nt
Organism: Racocetra persica
Lineage: Eukaryota; Fungi; Glomeromycota; Glomeromycetes; Diversisporales; Gigasporaceae
Source: the annotation of a GenBank genome assembly